GUACCACCACAGGUACCCCCAUUCCAACAGCCAACGAUCACUCCGCGGGCCCCACGGCCAACGUGGCGCCUUCCACCUUUGAACCCAUGGGUGGAGUCUCAGCCUCCUCCUUUGAUUCCAUGUCCGGGGUCGCACCUUCCGGCUACGAAAACAUGGCCGGCAUGCCCCAGGGCUUCGACUCCAUGAAUGGAGUGCAAGCCAAUUCCUUUGACACCAUGAGCGGGGUCACGGGUCAAAAUUUCGAGACAAUGAACAUGGGGAACGGCGUCAUGCCCUCAGCCUACGACGGCAUGAACAGUAUGGCGCCCGCCUUCGACAACAUGAAUGGGAUGAUGCCCAACAACUUUGACAUGAACGGGAUGAUGAAUCCAGCCUACGAUGCCAUGGGAGGGGUCGGGCAUCCUGGCUUCGAUGGUAUGGUGGGCAUGGGGCCCCAGGGCUUUGGCGAUAU
Messenger RNA from Symbiodinium pilosum, 451 nucleotides. The record is from the annotation of a GenBank genome assembly. NCBI's taxonomy places the organism in Eukaryota, Dinophyceae, Suessiales, Symbiodiniaceae.